AUGGCGCCCGGACCCUCCACUCUCCUGAGCCUGGUUGGCGCCCACCCGUCCGACCCUGGGCUCGCCCGGGUGCUGCGGAGUGCACACAAGGACCCUCAGCCCCUGGAGUCUGUGGGGCCAGAUCUAGAAUUGUGUGGUGUGGUGAUCUGCACUAAGAUGAGUGGGUUGUGUGUGUGGUGAUUCUCCACUAAGAUGAGAGAACUGCAUCGUGUGCUGGUCUCCUCAGGACAGACCCUGGGGCCCUGCUCUCCUCUCCUAGGGACCCUGCCCAGACCCUCCAUCUCAGCUGAGCCGGGCUCCGUGGUGCCCUGGGGGCAGCCGGUGAGCAUCGUGUGCCGGGGCCGCGGGGUUACCAGCUUCCGCCUGGAGAAGGGUAAUAGGAAGGACUAUGAGGAUGUGGGUGUCACGUCCCGAGGUGAACAGGAGACCGAGGCCAGAUUCCACAUCACCACUCUGCGUGAAGACGCCGUCGGGCCUUAUCGCUGCAUCUAUCAAAUAGAGUCCGCCUGGUCGGCGCUCAGCGAGGCCCUAACUGAGGGGACCGCGGAGGCCGUCUCUGCCCUUCCUGCAGGACCCCCUGGAGGCGUCAGCUCCCCCACCACUCAGUGCUGCUCCUCCACUGCUCCCUCAGGCCUGUCGACAGAGCAGGUUUAUAUUCUCACUGGGGUCUCUGUGGCCUUUCUCCUUUGUCUCUCCCUCCUGGUCCUUCUCCUCCAUCGUCAGCUCCAGAGAAAACGAGGGCCCCCCAGAAGCAAAGACGAGGAGCAGAGACUCCAGGGGAGGCUCAGCCCAGCUGUGGAUGUCCGAGAUGGGACCGCAGCUCCACCUCAGAGAACUAAGCCCUGGUCCUCCUCGCAUUCAGAUGUGGCCAGCGUUGACAGAUUUCCUGACAUGGAUGGAGAGGUGGGCGCCUUGACCCCUGCUGCAGGAGGCCCCCAGGAGGUGACCUAUGCCCAGCUGAACCACAAGCUCCUCACCCAGAGAGUGGCCAGAGCUGUAUCCCCGCCGUCCUCAGAGCCCAUGGCUGAGUCCAGCACGUAUGCAACCAUUGCCAGACAUUGA
This is a messenger RNA of Budorcas taxicolor (takin), 1062 nucleotides long. RefSeq names its product leukocyte-associated immunoglobulin-like receptor 1. Lineage: Eukaryota; Metazoa; Chordata; Mammalia; Artiodactyla; Bovidae. The record is from RefSeq and is a predicted model, not a curated record.